This is a messenger RNA of Loa loa (African eye worm), 1413 nucleotides long. Its product is annotated as seryl-tRNA synthetase. Gene Ontology annotation, molecular function: ATP binding; tRNA binding; serine-tRNA ligase activity. The record is from RefSeq and is a predicted model, not a curated record. Gene Ontology annotation, cellular component: mitochondrion. Lineage: Eukaryota; Metazoa; Nematoda; Chromadorea; Rhabditida; Onchocercidae. The coding region runs from base 1 to 1413 and encodes 470 amino acids. The transcript has 9 exons. Gene Ontology annotation, biological process: mitochondrial seryl-tRNA aminoacylation.
AUGAAUCAUUUGAAAUUUGCUGCAGAUUUUGAAGGUUUGGACGAAAGCCAAGGACGUUGCUGCAGCGUUGUAUUAACAAGAAGGGAAGCCGACUCUCAGGUCGCGUCGAUUAGACUGAGGUCGAGAUACGACAUAACUGGUGAAAUUUUUCAUUUUGAAAUGUCGUUGAAAAGAAGACUACUAAAUUCCAUAUCGAACGCGUUCUCCCGACCAGAACUGGAUUUCGAUUUUUUGUUGAAUGAAAAGAAUCUGGACCUAAUUAAAGAAAAUAUACGGUGUCGUAAAGGUAUUGGUGAUAUCGAUGCGGUCCAUAGAUUGUGGAAGCAAAUCCAAGAUUAUUCAGGAAAGCCGAAACAGUCCGAGCAGGAAUAUCAAUCGUUAUGGGAUAAACUUUACAAAGAAGCCAUGCUUAUACCGAAUUUGUGCCACCCAAGCGUUGCAAAGGGUAACUUUUUGAAUGCGCAUGUUAUACGAUUUUUUGGUGAGAAACGAAAAGACGAUAAUUUGGAAACUGCCGAAACUAUUGCAAAAGCUUGGAAGGCUCUAUAUAAUCCCUUGAAUGCAUGUGGUGAACGAAGUUAUGCAUUUAUCGGCCCUUUGGCGGAUAUGGAGCUUGCUUUACUUGAUUACGUUUCAUCGGUCCUGGAACAGAAAGGUUUCCUCCCGAUCGUUGUACCGGACAUAGUUCAUGAGAGUAUUCCUGAAGGAUGUGGAUUGCAGCAGAGAUCGGAGAAAGAUAUUUUGUAUCGGUUGAGAGACUACAGCGAUUUCUGUUUGUCGGGUACAUCAGAAAUGGGACUCAGCAGUUUGGUAAGCGGACGGGUUUUUGGAUAUGAUGAAUUACCUCUUAAGCUGAAAGCUUUAAGUAGAUGUUUUCGGCCAGAAAUUGCGACAAAUGCUGCUGAAAGUAAAUUGUACAGAGUCCACGAAUUCAAUAAGGUCGAAAUGUUUGUUAUUUGCAAUGAAAAUGAGAGUGACCUGCAGCUUGAUGAACUGGUCGAAGUACAGACUUCGAUUUUUUCAAGCUUAGGACUACAUUGCAGACUUUUGGAUAUGCCCUCGGAAGAAUUAGGUGCUUCAGCUGCUCGCAAAUUCGAUAUCGAAGCUUGGAUGCCAGGAAGAAAGAUGUUUGGCGAAGUGUCAAGUGCUUCAAACUGCACCGAUUACCAAGCAAGACGACUAAGUAUUAAAUAUCGUGAUUCGAAUGGUGUGGAAAAAUUCGCUCAUACUUGUAACGCUACGGCAGUUGCAACCACAAGAACACUUAUUGCUUUGUUAGAAACCUACCAAGAUGAAAGGAAACGUUUGCUGGCGUUACCAGACGAUAUUCUACAAAGGAUGCCCAAAACGAGAUCUUGGACUAUCAGCUUACAUAAGGCUGUAGAUAUAAAUACCAGUCGUAGUACUUCGUGA